Solanum verrucosum is the source of this 1909-nucleotide messenger RNA. Its product is annotated as transcriptional corepressor LEUNIG_HOMOLOG-like. Gene Ontology annotation, molecular function: protein binding; transcription corepressor activity. Bases 26 to 1909 code for a protein of 627 amino acids. The record is from RefSeq and is a predicted model, not a curated record. The transcript has 15 exons. NCBI's taxonomy places the organism in Eukaryota, Viridiplantae, Streptophyta, Magnoliopsida, Solanales, Solanaceae.
ACUUGACCGUGUAAUUCUUGAUUACAUGUCUAGUAGAGGUUUCCAUCAGGUUGGUGAGGCAUUCUCCAAUGCAAUUCAGGCUAAUCAAAAUCGUAAUGCCAUUAAUUCUCCCCAUGAAGCAUUUCUGCGAGUUUGGUGGGGUAAAUUUUAUGAAGCUUACAAAUCUAGGUUCCCUGACGAUGCUGUAUUGACCACUGGUUCCUUUGAUAAGGUCUCACAGACUGUGGAAAACAUUGUGGCUGAUAACAGUUUGCAUCAAUCUUAUGCCUCUGAUCAUACAAAAACAAACAUAUCUAAUGUGAUGUCGUCACCUCUUUUGAUGACAUCCUCUCCUGUGAUGGAAUCCAUUGGUCCUGAUGUUAUGGAUGCUGAAAUUCUAAAUUUGUUGUCAACUUAUGAUACCAAUUUUGCAUCACUAGAUUUGUCUUCUCAAAGAGACAUGACAUUAGGCUUACAGUUUCCUGAGAUAGGUGAAAUGGGUGGCAUGCUUCCGUUUGCAAGAAAUUCUGGCUGUCAAAUGCCAACUGCACCUCCGAAGUGGAAUGCAAGAGAUGACAGACCUGGCAUAGACUUGGGAGGACCUAUGCUAAUGGAACCAAGUAUUCAUGCCCCUGCAAACGCUUUGCCUUCUUCACUGGAACUUUAUGAUUCAGGGAACAACAUAUCUCUCCAACAAGCAUCUCAUCAAGGAUGGCCAUCCGUUAUGUUAGUUGAUACAGAUCAGAGGACCCCAGAGUUUUUACCAACUAGCCAUCAAAAAUUAGCUCCUAUGGGAGGACUUAAGAGAAGAUCUGGAAAGCAACCUGCAGUGCAGGAGAAAAUAAACCAGCUGGGACUGCAGUAUUCAAAUAAGAGUGGCAUAAAGAGGAAAGCUCCAUUGAGUUCUUUGGCAUCCGUUUGCAUAAAAGCUACUGUCUCUGGUGUUGCAAAGAAUAAGACUAUAAGCUGCUAUUCCCAAGGAGAUGAUGGUCUGGUCAUUGCAAGUAGUUCAAUUGAUGCAUCGACGAAAAAAUUUGCUACUCCGCAGAAAGAAAACUCUUUUAAAGAGAUUAGUAACCUUGACACAAAAAUGAGCAAGCUCCUAUGUUGCCACUUCAAUUCAAAAGGAGAGUUGUUGGCUACCGGUGGAGACAACGGGAAGGUUUUGAUUUGGGAGUUAGGAAAUAACAGAACUUGUAGUGUACAAGGGCAUGCUCAUCAAGUCACAGAUGUCUGUUUUAGACCAAACUCAACAGUGUUUGCAUCAUCUUCGUUUGACAGAACUGUGAAGAUAUGGGAUGCAACAAAGCGAAGCAAUCCUUUCCAAAAGCUUGUCGGCCAUGAUGGGCAUGUGAUGUCAAUAGAUUUUCAUCCAACAAAGUUGAGUCUCCUCAGUUCUUGUGAUAGCAAUGACGAGAUUAGACUGUGGGAUGUCAAUAGCGGUGAUUGCAAACUCAAUUUUAAGGGAGGUAUUAGUCAAGUUAGAUUUCAACCUCAACUUGGGGACUUUUUGGCUAGUUAUACUGGAAAUAUUAUAAAUAUUUUUGAUGUAGAGACUAACAAGAUCCAAAAAAAAUUACAAGGACACGUCAAAGACAUCCAUUCAAUCUGCUGGGAGAUGAGUGGGAGCUACCUGGCAUCUGUGAGUGAAGAUAGUGCGCGGAUAUGGUCUGUUAGUGACGGAAAGUGUUUAUAUGAAUUGUACUCUAGUGGAAAUAAGUUCCAGUCAUGCACUUUCCACUUUGGGCACCCUCUAGGGUUGGUGAUUGGUUCUGAUAAGUUGUUGGAGGUGUGGAAUCCUUUCUUGCAGAGGAACAUAACUAGACCAUAUAGUGCACAUUCUGGUAUAAUUACUUCAUUAGUAAAUUCACCUUCGAAAGGAAUCGUAGCUUCAGUGAGUGAUGACCAAUGGAUCAAGAUAUGGGAAUGA